This is a messenger RNA of Bombus huntii, 2837 nucleotides long. RefSeq names its product nuclear receptor-binding protein (gene Madm). The transcript is spliced from 11 exons. Bases 15 to 1826 code for a protein of 603 amino acids. Gene Ontology annotation, biological process: endoplasmic reticulum to Golgi vesicle-mediated transport; protein phosphorylation; intracellular signal transduction. NCBI's taxonomy places the organism in Eukaryota, Metazoa, Arthropoda, Insecta, Hymenoptera, Apidae. Gene Ontology annotation, molecular function: protein serine/threonine kinase activity; ATP binding. The record is from RefSeq and is a predicted model, not a curated record. Gene Ontology annotation, cellular component: cytoplasm; endomembrane system.
UAAUCGCGUGUGUGAUGCCCGGGAGUCGCUCCAGCACGGACCCAGAGCACAAGUCACCGCGGGAAAGUGGUGAAGAUUCGGAAGAUGAGAGUGAAAUCCUGGAGGAGAGCCCCUGCGGGCGGUGGCUCAAACGUCGGGAAGAGGUAUAUGUAGGUUCCAAGUCCACGUUAGCCGAAGGCUCUACCUUUGGAGCAGCCAGAGGCAGUGAAAACGAAGUUACUGAAAUGGAGGUGGAACAACGUGAUGUACCAGGAAUCGACUGUGCCUAUUUGGCAAUGGAUACUGAGGAAGGAGUUGAAGUUGUUUGGAAUGAGGUGCAAUUUUCUGAAAGAAAGAACUUCAAAGCACAAGAAGAAAAGAUACAACUUGUAUUUGAAAAUCUUACACAGUUGGAACAUCCUAAUAUUGUUAAAUUUCAUAGGUAUUGGACAGAUACCCAUAAUGAUAAACCUCGGGUUAUAUUUAUAACGGAGUAUAUGUCCUCUGGGUCUUUAAAACAGUUCCUAAAAAGAACAAAACGCAAUGUGAAAAAAUUACCCUUGCAAGCAUGGAAGCGUUGGUGUACUCAAAUACUUUCUGCAUUGAGUUAUUUGCAUUCCUGUUCACCUCCCAUUAUUCAUGGAAAUCUUACUUGUGACACUAUAUUUAUUCAACAUAAUGGGCUCGUAAAAAUUGGUUCAGUGGCUCCCGAUGCGAUUCAUCAUCAUGUUAAAACAUGUAGAGCAAACAUGAAGAAUAUGCACUUUGUAGCGCCUGAAUAUGGAAACUCUGUAACCCCUGCCAUUGAUAUUUAUUCAUUCGGAAUGUGUGCUCUGGAAAUGGCUGCAUUGGAAAUUCAGGGUAACGGUGAUACCGGUACGAUCGUGACCGAGGAUAACGUUCGAAAAACUAUAGAAUCGUUAGAUGAUGCCCAGCAGAAAGAUUUCAUUCGAAAAUGUCUUCAAGUAGACCCACUCAGUAGACCAAGUGCAAGAGAGCUCCUUUUUCAUCCUGUCUUAUUUGAAGUGCAUUCAUUAAAAUUACUUGCUGCUCAUGCUUUGGUUAAUUCAGCCACUAAUAUUUCAGAAACGAUAACAGACGAAGUUUUGCAAAGGCUCUACGGUCCUGAUACGGUAGUCGCAGAAAUUAAAUAUCAAGGUCGACCACCGCAGCAGAUUCGGUUAAGUGAUAUUCCUGUUACAGAGAAGUUAGAAAAGUUCGUCGAAGAUGUAAAAUAUGGUAUAUAUCCCUUGACAGCAUUUAUGGCGAAAUUACCACCACCCGUUCGACCUCGGGCGAUAUCGCCCGAGGUUACAGAAUCGGUGAAAUCUGUUACACCCGAACCGGUGGACGUGGAGUCUCGAAGAGUAGUUAAUAUGAUGUGUAACGUUAAGCCUAGAGAAGAAAGUUGUGAAUUACUUAUGACAAUAUUAUUACGAAUGGAUGACAAAAUGAAUAGGCAAUUGACAUGUCCUGUGAGUCAAUUAGAUACUUCAAUGCUUCUUGCACAGGAGCUUGUACAUUUUGGAUUUAUUAAUGAGAAUGAUCGUGAUAAAAUAGCAAAUUUAAUCGAAGAGGCAUUAAGGAGUUGCUUUAAUAAGCAAAUGAUGACACCAGGGAUGGUGUCAUUAACAAAUCUUCCCACCCAAACUACUUUAUUGCUGCCCGGCUCAGAAUUUCAAUGCUUGCAACACUUUGAUAAUUCUAUGUACAACGCGACAACAUCUCAUAGUGAUAGUGUAAUAACUAACCCGCUGCCAAAAACCUCAGGUUUCCCUGUAUCGAGUAACAGGAACAGAAGUCACGAUGAAAUGGAACCACCGUUGAAUGCCGAGAGCGGUAGUUAACUAUCCAGGAUAUCUGGUAACUCAGUUCACUGUGCCACUUUGCACGCUCUAUGUAUAGACUGGCUAUGUAUUUUUAUAUUUAAGUAAACAGGAAGAAAGAAUGGAAUUAAAUGAUUAAAAGAAAACAGAAAAAAAUAAAAAAAGGAAAAAAAAGAAAAAGGGUGCCGUGGCUAAAGCUUUAGGCUAAAAAAUGUUAAUGCGGUAGAUUCGAACAUAUUUUAUUUACAAACUGUUUCGUAUGUUCGAUAUAUAAAAAAUAUAAUUUAAUCGAAUGAUCGAUAUAUUCUCUCCUUUUUUUUUUCAUUAAGUCAUAAGAUAGUUUCGAAAGAGGUAGGAUAUUUCCAUAUUGGAUAAAUUUUAAUUAAACAAAUGUCAAGGACGCGCUAUACUACUUCAGUUGACUGUACAGCUCUAAAAGAAAAAAAUGCGAAUAUGUAGCAAGUACAGAAUUGUAACUAGUUAUCACGAAUAAUCGUAAUAACCUGUUACUAGGCUGAAAUAAUAAAGGGCAUUUUACUAGCGAAUGUUUAAAUUCGUCGACAAACGGAACGAAUUAUUUGAAAUAAUAAAUGAAGCAAAAAAAAAAAAAAGAACUUUCUAUCGUAAAGUGACCAAGAUGUAUCAUAGAAACUUAUUUUGUAUAUACAAGUUAACACAGAUUAACUGAAAAACAAGAUGAGGAGAAAAUGGUAUAAUUAUUACAUACGGAAGCAUAACUCGAUCGUACAGCAAUGCGAAAAUAAUAAAAAUAAAAACGAUUAUGAGCACCGCACUUGUUUCGCUUCGAUAUUCGAUGUGUAUUGUGGUUUGUCCCGACUCAUACGAAUCUUUUUUCUUUCGCUCAUUAGAAUGAAUUAAAAAACAAAAAUUGAUAUCUUGAUUUGUUUGAAAAGACAAAAAUAAGAAAAAGAUAGUAGCGCGUAUAACGUUCAUAGAGUAGAACGUAAUACAUCGGUCGACUAAAUACAAUCUUUUUGUAAUUUAUCUUUGUUCUUUUCUCUUUCUUUCUUU